This is a messenger RNA of Penicillium maclennaniae, 3009 nucleotides long. Its product is annotated as putative translation elongation factor eEF-3. Bases 1 to 3009 code for a protein of 1002 amino acids. The record is from RefSeq and is a predicted model, not a curated record. Gene Ontology annotation, molecular function: ATP hydrolysis activity; ATP binding; translation elongation factor activity. NCBI's taxonomy places the organism in Eukaryota, Fungi, Ascomycota, Eurotiomycetes, Eurotiales, Aspergillaceae. The transcript has 7 exons.
AUGCCCGCCGCCGUCGCUUCUACCCCCGCCGCCUCCGGCAAGGAGACCGCUCAGUCGGUCGCCGUCCUCGAGGAUCUCAUCAAGAACCUCAACGUCUCUACCUCCGCUGAUGAGGUCAACGCUGCCGCCAGCAACCUCGCCACUCUCUUCAGCGGUCCCAUUCCCGAGCAGACUCUUCCCCUGAAGGCCGUCGAGACCUUCAAGAAGCAGCUCGGCAACAAGAAGGAUGCUCUUGCCCGCGAGCGUGCCCUCGAGGGCAUCCGCGCCAUCGCCUCCCACCAGACCAUCGCCCCUGGUGUUGAGCCCCACCUUGUGUCCCUCCUUCUGCCCGUCCUCAAUGCGGUCGGUGACAAGAUGACCCCCGUCAAGGAGGCCGCCCAGAGCACCGCCGCUGCCAUCGUUCAGGCUGUCUCUGGCAACGCCGUCAAGGCCGUUACUGCCCAGAAGUGGCAGGAGAAGAUGGCUGCCCUGACCUGCCUGGAGGCUCUCAUUGAGACUGCCCCCGCUCAGCUCUCCUAUCAGGUGCCUGCCCUCAUUCCCGUCAUCUCUGAGGCUAUGUGGGACACCAAGUCCGAGAUCAAGAAGGCCGCCUACGCCACCAUGGAGAAGGUCUGCGGUCUCAUUGUCAACAAGGAUAUUGAGCGUUUCAUUCCCGAGCUCAUCAAGUGUAUCGCCAAGCCCGAGAACGUCCCCGAGACCGUUCACUUGCUCGGUGCCACCACUUUCGUUACUGACGUGACUGGCCCUACCCUCGCUAUCAUGGUUCCCCUUCUGGACCGUGGUCUUGUCGAGCGUGAGACUGCCAUCAAGCGUAAGUCCGCUGUCAUCGUCGACAACAUGUGUAAGCUUGUGGAGGACCCCAACAUUGUCGCUCCCUUCUUGCCUAAGAUGUUGCCCGCCCUGAACAAGAACAACGAGACCCUCGCCGAUCCCGAGGCCCGUGAGAAGACCAAGCAGGCCCUCGACACCCUGUCCCGUGUCGGUAACAUCGUCGAUGGCAAGAUCCCCGAGGUCUCCACCGCCGGUGACAUCUCCACUGUCUCCGCCAUUCUCAAGGAGAUUCUUGCCGAGAAGAAUGUUUCCAAGGACGUCAUCGAAAAGUCCGAGGCUGUCAUCAACUACGUUGGUGCCAUUGCCGGUCAGCUCGUCGACGAGAAGGACUCCGACAACACCACUUGGAUCCAGAACUGCUCUCCCUUCAUCGUCGCCAUUGCCGGUGAGGCUGAGGCCAAGAACAUUGCCGAGGUUCCCUCCGAUGAGGAGGAUGGUGUCGAUCUUUGCAACUGUACUUUCUCCCUCGCUUACGGUGCCAAGAUCCUGCUCAACCAGACUCACCUUCGUCUGAAGCGUGGUCAGCGUUACGGUCUUCUCGGUCCCAACGGUUCCGGCAAGACCACCCUCAUCUUGAGGGCUUCCCCCAAGAAGGAUGAGGUUAAGACCGUCUACGUCGAGCACGACCUUGACGCUGCCGAUACCGAGCUGACUGUCUGCGGCUGGACCAUCAAGAAGCUCCAGGAGGUCGGUCUCAACCCUGUUGAGUCUGAGGUCCGUGACAAGCUUGUCAACGAGUUCGGUUUCCAGGAGUCUCAGCUCGAUGGCUCCAUCGGUGCCCUGUCUGGUGGUUGGAAGAUGAAGCUCGCUCUGUGCCGUGCCGUCUUCGAGAGCCCCGAUAUUCUGCUGCUCGAUGAGCCUACUAACCACUUGGACGUCAAGAACGUUGAGUGGCUCGAGAACUACCUCAAGUCCUCCCCUUGCACUUCCAUCAUGGUUUCCCACGACUCUCGCUUCCUUGACCACAGGGUCCCCUCCGCUCGCUCCUACUACGAGCUCGGUGCCUCCGAGAUGGAGUUCAAGUUCCCCGAGCCCGGUUUCCUCGAGGGUGUCAAGACCAAGUCCAAGGCCAUCAUUCGUGUCAACAACAUGUCUUUCCAGUAUGAAGGCACUCCCAAGCCCCAGAUCAAGGACAUCACUUUCCAGGUCUCUCUUGGCUCCCGUAUUGCCGUUAUCGGUCCCAACGGUGCCGGAAAGUCCACUCUCGUUAACGUCCUGACUGGUGAGCUUAUCCCCACCUCCGGUGAUGUCUACCAGCACGAGAACAUCCGUAUCGCCUACAUUAAGCAGCACGCUUUCGCUCACAUUGAUAACCACUUGAACUCUACUCCCUCCGAGUACAUCCAGUGGCGUUUCCAGACUGGUGAGGACCGUGAGACCAUGGACCGCGCCAACAAGAUCGUUACCGAGGAGGACGAGAAGGCCAUGGACAAGAUCUACAAGGUCGAUGGUACCUUCCGUCGUGUCAUUGGCAUCCACUCUCGCCGCAAGUUCAAGAACACCUACGAGUACGAGAUCUCCUGGUCUCUGGGUGAGAACAUCGGCAUGAAGUCCGAGAAGUGGAUUCCCAUGAUGUCCAACGAGAACACCUGGUUGCCCCGCUCCGAGAUUAUCGCCUCUCACCAGAAGCAGGUCGCUGAGGUUGAUCAGAAGGAGGCCCUUGCCUCCGGUCAGUUCCGUCCCUUGUCCCACUGCGCCAACUUCGGUCUCGAUGCUGAGCUGGUUUCUCACUCCCGCAUGCGCGGUCUCUCUGGUGGUCAGCGUGUCAAGGUUGUUCUCGCCGCUUGCUCGUGGCAGCGUCCCCACGUCAUCGUUCUCGACGAGCCCACCAACUACCUCGACCGUGACUCCCUUGGUGCUCUCUCCAAGGCCAUCAAGUCCUUCGAGGGUGGUGUUAUCAUCAUUACUCACUCUCGUGAGUUCACUGAGAACCUGACUGAGGAAGUCUGGGCCGUCAACCACGGUCUCAUGACCCCCUCCCGCCACAACUGGGUCCAGGGUCAGGGUUCCGGUCCCCGUCUUGAUGCCAAGGGUGAUGAUGAGGAGGACAAGUUUGAUGCCAUGGGUAACAAGAUCGUUGUCGAGAAGAAGAAGAAGCUCACUGGAUCUGAGCUUCGCAAGAAGAAGAAGGAGCGUGCUGCCCGCCGCAAGCGUGGUGAGGAGGUCUUCUCUCGAUGA